AUGGAAAACUCUCCUCUCAAUACGCUCUCCGCUGAACUGCUCAACCAGGUCGCCGAGCUCGUGCUCUAUCGCCAGGAUGGAGUCAUCAUCACCAGCAAUGACAAGAACAGGAWCAAGAACCUUUCUGCUUUCACAAACACCUGCAGAGAGAUGCGUCAAGACUACGCGAAGCUCUACUAUGCCAUCAACGACUUCACGCUCGAGACGGAAUGCUUGGAGUUUCGCGCGGAGAUUGACGCCUUCACAAAAGCCAUCGGCCCGGAAAUGACCGAAUUGAWGGGCUCUAUGCGCGUGGUUGUUGGCAUAUUCGAAAAGGCAGGAGAAGAAUACCCUGGAUACAGCGUCGCCGACGUCUGCCGCGCGAUACGGGAAGGCUCGGUGAAAGAAAACCUCGGGGGUCUUUGUACAUUGUCAAUCCCGGAGCUCCGCCUGAAGCUUGUGUCUCAGUACGGUCAGACCUUCACUGUGCUCUCGAUAUCUCUAGGAGGUGUGUGCGAGUCGCUGGAAGCAGCUAUAAAAGCUCGGUGCCAUGAGAAAUUACGGGAGCUUGCUGCCCCGAGCCCGAUGAUAGGUCCCUCGUUUUUGCCGCCUCCGGGAGUCCAGAUGAGCUCACUAUCACCCUUGAAAUUCGUACAGUUUCUGUUAUUCUUGGGAAAGGUGCUUCACAAGCUCCAGUUCACUUGA
This is a messenger RNA of Ramularia collo-cygni, 684 nucleotides long. RefSeq lists its product as uncharacterized. NCBI's taxonomy places the organism in Eukaryota, Fungi, Ascomycota, Dothideomycetes, Mycosphaerellales, Mycosphaerellaceae. The coding region runs from base 1 to 684 and encodes 227 amino acids. The transcript has a single exon. The record is from RefSeq and is a predicted model, not a curated record.